AUUAGUUGGUUAUAAUCUCAUCUCAUUAGCUGGAACUGAAGCCUGAAGCCAAGCCGAUCGAUCCAUCGUAGCUUUUGACUCCCAUCGCUAUCUGCCGUGCGCAAUCGUUCGGAUCGAAGUUUGUUUGGCAGGCUGCGGUUAAUCCCAUCGGACUCUCGACUCGCUUUAAGCCUAACAAGUCCUAACUCCUCCUAAACAAGUUACCAUAUCUGCUGGUUAAACUGCUUCCAACAAUCCAACUUGUCGAGAUGGAGCAGGCCAGGCGGUAAAACAAACCAGAAAAAUGCAUUAGACGGGUAAGAUUUUAAGCUGCAGAUAAACCUGUUCCUUAGGCCGGGAUAAAUACUGUUCGCUUCGAGGAUUUUCGCCCGCGCCUCCCUGCAUUGCAUCGUCCCCGAGAUCGAUCGCCUCUUCCCGCCGCCGCCGUUAAUCGCAACUUUGCAAGUGUUUCUGGGUCGGGGAAAGCGCGCGCAGAGCUGGACAGUGCAGCCGCCGCGUCCCAUGUCCGUCCCAGCGCCGGGGGCAAGCCCGUCACCGCCAACCGAUCCUCCCAUCGUCCCAUCGCCGCCGGUUGAUCCUCCCGUCGUCCCGUCGCCACCAGUCGAUCCUCCCGUCGUGCCAUCGCCGCCAGUCGAUCCGCCAGUCGUCCCAACACCGCCGACCGAUCCUCCGCCAGUUCCCAGGUGUCCGUGUCCCCUUCCCAACCCACCGCCGGCGCCCGCUGCUGAUCCUACACCGCCGCCUCCGUCCGAUUCUGUUCCACUGCCGCCGCCCGUGAUUCCCACGCCAACACCGUCGCCGCCAGCCGACACUGCUCCGUCGACCCCGCCGCCUGCGCCAUUGCUGCCUCCUCCUGCCACGCCCGUCACUCCCGAGCCGCUGCCGACUCCUCCAUCUACGGACACUCCCGACCCGUCCCCGCCGGCGCCGGUUGUUCCGAUACCCACGCCGCCUGUCGCGCCGGCUGAUCCGAUUCCGCCCCCGCAAACAACCCCUCCGCCUUCGGUGGCGCCAGUGGUUCCAACUCCAACUACCCCGCCUAUAUCUUCUCCCCCUCCUGCCCGGGAGACGCCAGUUGCUCCCUUGCCAUCUUCGCCUCCCCCGCUGCCGCCUGUGAUGCCAGCUUCCCCGCCCGCAGAUUCUGCUCCACCGGUGACGCCGGCUGACCCGUCGCCCCCGGCGCCAUCUGCUCCUCCCCCGCUGACACCUGUGGCCCCGGCUGACCCGCCGCCAUCUGCUGCUCCACCGGCACCUUCAGCUACGCCGGUGACGCCAGCUGCUCCGCCGGCGCCUUCAACACCGCCGGUGACGCCAGCUGCUCCGCCGGCGCCUUCAACUCGGCCGGUGACGCCCGCGGUUCCGCCGGCAGCUUCGACACCGCCGGUGACGCCCGCUGUUCCGCCGGCAGCUUCUACACCGCCGGUGACGCCAGUGACGCCCGCUGCUCCGCCGGUCAUGCCUGCAGUUCCGCCUGCACCUUCAACUCCGCCGGCGACUCCAGCUGCUCCACCGGUACCUUCCACGCUUCCUGUGACGCCUGCAGCUCCACCGGCACCUUCAACUGCGCCGCUGACGCCAGCUGCACCACCGGCAUCUUCUACGCCUCCGGCGACGCCCGCAGCUCCGCCGGCAUCUCCAACCGCGCCGGUCACGCCGCCUGCACCAGUGACGCCAGAACCGUCGGUACCGGUCCCAUCUGCGCCCGUGACACCUGGGCUACCAAUGCCUUCUCCGGCGGCGCCCGCGCCGUCAACUCCUUCACCGGUUCCUCCGAUUACGCCAGCUCUACCAACGCCAUCUCCACCUUCCCCAGAGGCACCAGCAGCGCCAACGCCAACGCCACCUUCUGAUCCGGCGAACCCAGCAGCACCGCCAACGUCAUCGCCUCCGUCGCCGGCGAUGCCAGCACCUCCAAUGCCAUCUCCAGUGGCGCCGGCACCGCCGAUGCCAUCUCCGGUGGGCCCGGCACCACCGACGUCGUCUCCGCCAUCUCCAGUGGGCCCUGCACCACCAACGCCGUCUCCGGUGAACCCGGCACCACCAUUGCCAUCUCCUGUGGGUCCGACACCAUUAGUGCCGUCUCCACCAUCUCCGGUGUUGCCGGCGCCACAAACUUCGUCCCCGCCAUCUCCAGUAUUGCCGGCACCACCAUUGCCGUCUCCUGUGGGGCCGACACCACUAGUGCCAUUGCCGCCCUCUCCAGUGUUGCCGGAACCACCAGCCACGUCCCCGCCAUCUCCAUUGUUGCCGGCGCCACCCGCCACGUCCCCGCCAGCUCCAGUGUUGCCGGUGCCACCUGCCACGUCCCCGCCUGCUCCAGUGUUGCCGGUGCCACCAGCCACGUCACCGCCAUCUCCAGUGUUGCCGACGCCACCAACAUCGUCUCCGCCUUCUCCCGUCAACCCGGCACCGCCAACACUGCUCCCGCCGUUUCCAGCCGUGCCAGCACCACCAAUGCCAUCUCCAAUCAACCCGGCACCGCCAUCUCCGGCGACCCCUGCGCCAGCAACUACACCACCAAUGCCAGCGCCAACACUGCCAUCCCUGCCAACACCAGCCGCCCCCGCGCCAACGACACUACCAAUCCCACCGCUCACCCCGGCUGCUCCAACGACACCGCCAUCGCCCGGUCUUCCACCGGUCACGCCGCCUACGCCAUUCCCAGGCACCGGAGCUCCGUCCAUGCCGUCGCCUUCUCCGCCUUCGACCGCACGGCCAUCCCCUGUCGUCGUCACUCCUGCUCCUCCUGGCGUGACACCGGCGCCCCCGAACGGCCCUCAUGAGGAUCCGCUGGCGGUUUUGCCUCCAUCGCCGUCGCCGUUGCCCGCGCCGUCGCAUCAUUCGAACAAAGCAUUGAUCGGUUUCACCGUGACGGUCUCGUCACUCAUCGUGCUGGGCCUCGUGGCCGGGCUGGUCUACUGCUUCCUCAGGAAGCGCCGGCGCCGCCGCCGACGCCGCCAACGCCCUGCUCCGCGCCCGUCGGGCGAUCCCUACGACCAGAGUCUCCCUGUGACAUCACCGCCGAACCAAUCCUCGCACCAACGCUCCUCGUCCGCGCCAUUAUCAACCAUCCCGCCAACGUACCCAGCGCCGCCGCCGCCACAUCCCGCCGCAUUAUCUUCAUGGCAGAGCACCGGCACCACCACGGCCCACGGGCUCGCCUCGGCCCCGCAGCAGCCGCAUCCUCCGUCGCCUCCGGCGGUGACGGGCGGCACGGUGUCGUACGCGGACCUGUCGGCGGCGACGGGCGGCUUCUCGGACGCCAACCUGCUGGGGCAAGGCGGGUUCGGGCACGUGUACCGCGGCGCGCUGGGGGAGCGGGAGGUGGCCAUCAAGCGGCUCCGGCCCGGCAGCGGGCAGGGCGACCGCGAGUUCCGCGCCGAGGUCGAGAGCAUCGGCCGCGUCCACCACCGCAACCUCGUCUCCCUCGUUGGCUACUGCAUCCACGGCGACCAGCGGCUGCUCGUCUACGAGCACGUCCCCAACAAGACCCUCGAGUUCCACCUCCACGGGAGCGAGGACAUGCCGACGCUGGACUGGGAGCGGCGGUGGAGGAUCGCCGUCGGGUCGGCCAAGGGGCUGGCCUACCUGCACGAGGACUGUCAUCCGAAGAUUAUCCAUCGCGAUAUCAAGGCGGCCAAUAUCCUUCUGGAGGACAAUUUUGAGCCCAAGGUUGCGGACUUUGGGCUGGCCAAGAUCCAACACGGAGAAGACACUCAUGUUUCCACGCGCGUGAUGGGGACUUUCGGGUAUAUGGCGCCUGAGUACACCAACACUGGAAAAAUAACUGAGAGGUCCGAUGUCUUCUCCUUUGGGGUCGUGCUGCUGGAAAUUAUCACCGGGAGGCGACCUGUCCUGUCACCUGAGCCGGACAUCGACGAGACUUUGGCGUUUUGGGCGAGGCCUCUGCUGACAAAAGCCAUCGAGGAGGAUCAAAUCUCGGACGUGCUGAUCGAUCCAAAGCUUGAAGCCAACUACGACGCCCACGAAAUGCAGCGGCUGAUCGCCUGCGCGGCCGCCGCGGUGCGCCACACGGCACGCUCCCGCCCCAGAAUGAGCCAGAUUGUCCGGUACCUGGAGGGCGAGCUGUCCGUGGAGGCCCUGAACGCCGGCGUGGCGCCGGGGCAGAGCGACACGCAGCCGCUCGACGGCACGGCGGAGCAGCUGAGCCGGAUGAGGAAAAUGGCGUUCCUGCGGGACCCCGUCACCGACGACACGCUCGUCAGCGAGGCCACGAGCGAGUACGGGCUGUACGCGUCCAGCUCCAGCGGCGACGGCGACGGCAACGCGGACGUGGCCGGGCGGCACUCCGGCGAGGAGGCCGGCCCGUCGGAGAAGAUGAGCAAGCGCACACGCCCCGGGAAGCCCCCGCUUGCCACGAGCCCGUGACGUGAAGUCGUGAAGCAGAAGUCCGGUUGGCUAUUCGAUUUUGCCUUUGCGUUUUUAGGAUUCGAAUUCAGAGAUUUUUCUUUUCUUUUUUUGGUUCGUAAAGCAGGAUUCUACAGUGAUACUAUACGUGUAGAAAACGUAGUACGGAGUAGUAUGCAAAGUUGAUAGGAAAGUUAUUUUUUGAAGAGUUACCGAGAACAGUGUUCUGCCAUUCGUUUUGGUAGUUUAUACAUGUGUUUUCUUCGUAUUAUGUGUUGAGCACGCGUCUGGACAUUUUGCAUCCACGAGUACGUUUUCAGUUCACUGGAUGAGAUUGUAUCCGAGGAGUUUAAUGAUCUCCUCCCUCCGUUUUAUAAUUCUUCGAAA
Messenger RNA from Brachypodium distachyon (stiff brome), 4755 nucleotides. RefSeq names its product proline-rich receptor-like protein kinase PERK2. The coding region runs from base 502 to 4389 and encodes 1295 amino acids. The transcript is spliced from 9 exons. Gene Ontology annotation, molecular function: ATP binding; protein kinase activity. Lineage: Eukaryota; Viridiplantae; Streptophyta; Magnoliopsida; Poales; Poaceae. The record is from RefSeq and is a predicted model, not a curated record. Gene Ontology annotation, biological process: protein phosphorylation.